This is a messenger RNA of Nilaparvata lugens (brown planthopper), 5752 nucleotides long. It is a transcript of the gene stv, whose product is annotated as BAG domain-containing protein Samui. Gene Ontology annotation, cellular component: nucleus; cytoplasm; membrane. Gene Ontology annotation, molecular function: adenyl-nucleotide exchange factor activity; protein-folding chaperone binding. The transcript has 3 exons. Gene Ontology annotation, biological process: protein stabilization. The record is from RefSeq and is a predicted model, not a curated record. The coding region runs from base 894 to 2354 and encodes 486 amino acids. NCBI's taxonomy places the organism in Eukaryota, Metazoa, Arthropoda, Insecta, Hemiptera, Delphacidae.
UUGUGUACCGAAGAUAUUGCUACAAGUCGCGCGAAAUAUCUUUCAGUUGUUUGGCAGUGCUUGAACGGCGCUUUUGAAAGUGAAUUGAAUUUCAGUCGCAGUUUUUUAUUCGGACUGUGUGGUGCUAGCCCUAGUGACGUAUUUCACAGCGAAGCGAGAUUUUUCGCUCAAGUUUGUUCGGUGACGUUUUCUGAAACGAGUUUUCUUGGAAUCGUGUUGAGGGUUUUGAAGUAUUUGAACAGUUUAGUGACUUAUUUUCUCCUCAGUGAGAGUUUGGAUUGUGUGGAGAUUUCUUCGAAUCGAGGGUUUUGAAAUAUUUGGACAGUAAAGUGACUUAUUUCUUUCUUAGCAAGAGUUGGAAUUGUGUGGAGCUAAUUGAAGAGAGUGUGGUAGUUUUUCCUUGGACCUGAGUACUUAGAAUUGGUGGCAAAUACACAGGGUAGACAGACUUAUCUCAGAUGGAUUGUAGAAAUGAAUGGAGUAUUGUGUAUAAUUUUAGACUAAAGUAAUUAGACGAAAAAUACUAAAUUACACGAAAAUUUUGAUUAUUUUCCAACACUCUGAAGUGUGACAGUGUUACGGACUCCACCAGAACUUUUGAAAGUAUUUUAAAUAGAAAUUGAGAAUUUUUAGAAGUUGUGGUGAAAUUUCAUGUUGUAAGACUUGUUUAGGAAUAUUUUGGGGAGAAUUCGAGAGUUUAGAAAGAUUGAACCGGUAUUUAGGAUACUUUCUUUAAAGCACUAUUGAUAAAAUUCAAAAAGUUUGAGUUUGGAGUACCAUUGGGGAAAUACUAAAAUUAUAAGGAGAUUAAAAUAAGUUUCGAGACAAUUUUUUGGAGCUGUGGUGAUUUUUGUCGGUGGAAAUCUGUGUGAAUCUAUGCUAGUGUUGGUGUGAUGGAUGCUUCUUCUCCGUUAAUGAUGGAUGGUGGUGGAUCUUCUGCUAUGCCGCCCAAGGCGUACUAUUUCGGUGAUGACGUCAUGGAUUUCGGUGGUGACGUCAGAGGGUUCAAUGAUGACGUCAGAGAUUUCGAUGAUUUUCAGAGACACAUGUUCAGUGAUGACGAUGACCUGCCUCCUUCAACACGUGGCCGCAGCUCAGAUCUGAGAUCGCAUCUGGAGGAUUUGGCCAACCGGCACCCGGAAUUCGCCGACCACCUGCGUUCGCCACCGGGCUGGGUGUCCGAUUUGCGAGGCGGAAAGUGGAGUGGGGGUGCACGCAGCUCGUCACGUGAUCGACCCUUCUUUGAAGGUCAAGCUCAAGCAGCUGACACGUCGUCCCAAGGUCACGAGGAGCCGUCACAGAGUGGGGAGGAGGCGUCAGGGGGUUCCGGCUUGAGCCAGCACGGUCUGCGGAACACAGUGCCCGACAUCAACAGCCAGGCGGCCAGUGAGGUGCGGAACCAGCGAUCCAUGUCAGCGCCUCCCGACAGCAACCGUACACCAACCCCACACAGGUUCGUUUCCAAAAUCGAGAUCAACCCUGUAAACCCUGCCACGGGGCAGACUGCGGCCGACAGUAAACCGCCGGUUCCACCCAGCAGCAAACCACAACAAAGCCCCAAUAUGCAGCAGCAACCUCAGCAUAAGACCUCCACCGUUCGACAUAUUCCGAUCUUUGUCGAGGGACGGGAUGAGCCGAUUUUGCCCAAAAAUGUUGACCAGGAGUAUAACAGUGUGCCUCAACCUCAACAACAACAACAGUGGCAACAACCGCAACAACAGUUUACAACUUCCCACCAGUUCCAGCCGCAGAGGAAGCCUUCUUCACAAGGGUUUCAACAACAGUUCCAACAACAGUCUGCGUCUCCUCCUCCUCCACCUCAACAACAGAUGCCUCGGCCUCGUGAUCAGACCGAUUCUGGGGUUCCACAACAACAGCAGCAGCAGCAACAACAACAGCCAGAACAGCCCAAGGUUGAUGUGAAUGAUCCCAUCUACAAGGUGCAGUUGAUUCAGAAGGAGGUGGACGCUCUGAGGCAGCAGAUUGAAGCGUUCAGUGGGAAAACACGUGCCGACAAGGAGUUCAUCUAUUUGGACGAAAUGUUGACGAGGAAUCUGUUGAAGUUGGACAAUAUCAGCACUGAAGGUAAGGAGAAUAUCAGGGCAGUCAGGAAGGAAGCUAUCAAUUCGGUGCAGAAAUGUAUCAGCUUGUUGGAGUCGAAGGUUGAUCAGCAGAAGAUGGAUGUGGAUAUCAAAGGGGAGGAUGAGGUGGUGAAAGAGGGAGGAGAGGAGGAGAAGGUGGAGGAGGCGACAGGGGGUGCUGGGGGGUCAGUUUCACCCCCGAAAGAAGAGGGUCCCGUGGAGAAAGUGCCUAAGACUGAUUCGCAGGAUAAUCCCAACGAGAUCAAGUGCUAGAGGGUGGGGCUUGUGAUAGUGAGACCUGUGGUGGUUAUUUUUGUUCGUUCAAGACUGUAUCUACUGUACAAACUACGUUUUUUUCCUAUGUUGCAAACUCUAGUUUUUGUUGAUAGGGAGAGACCAUAUUAGGCGUUUUUCAGAGCACCAAAGAGGUGUUUUUUUUCAGACCUGAUCGGAGAGCUUUCUCCUGCCCUGCCGACUAAAAAACGCUUAAUAUGGUCUCGCCCUUAUUGUCAACUAAUUUUCUAUUGAAAGGUUAUUAUACUUUGUGUUGAUUGGAAACUUGUUUGGCGAAUUUUUCUAUGGUUUGUAAUAUUUCCUGAUUGUAUUAUAUUGUGUGAUGUGUUGUAAUGAUAUAUAUAUUCAACCGCAGUUGAUGCGAUUAUUUGAAAAAGGAAAUUGGAUACAUUUUGUUACAGUAUUGUGGCAACUUUCCUUUUGUUACUGAUCAAUUUAUAACAAUGAAAUUUGUUGUAAAAUACAUCUUAUCGGAACUAACUUGCAAUAAUAGAUACUUAGUUUCUUCAAAUUCAAUUUGAAAUACAUACUACUAUGUAACAGUAUCAUUAUAGAUUGUCUUCCUAAUGACAUUUAUGAUAAUUUAUGUAAGGUGUUUACAUAAAUAUCAGAUGGAAACCAAUUUAGAAUAAUCCACACCACGUUUUGGUCAAGUUAAUAUUUAUAAAAAUUUUACAAAUUUUAUUACAGUAUUGUAGGAAUUCUUUAUAGUUUUUAUUGUAACUGUCUAAUAACUGAUGACUUUUUUCCUAUUGAAAAAUAUUCAUUUUGGAAUCCAAUUACUGAUAAUUUAUACCUUCUGGUACGUUCAUUUAUUAUUUUAUCAUAGUAAAUUUUCAGUUUUCAUAAUUCUAAAUUCAUGACUACCGGAAAGAAAUAUUUUUGUAUGAAGAUCUCAAGAUUGGACUAGUAUUAUGAGGUCAGUAAAUUUUGGAAUUAAGUACUAAAUGGCUAUAAAAAUAUUACAAUGUUACAAUUCAAAUUUUCUAGCUGAUGCAUAUUCAGUCUGUUGAAUAAACUUUUGCAGAUUACAUAAUACUUUUGCAUAAUAAAAUAACAUAAAUAGUAUGAAAUCGUUGUUCAUGUUCUAUUGAAUAUUUUUGAAAGUGUCUAGUAUAAUAUUAGAUGAAUGAGAAUAAUUAUAUUGAUAAAUUAUUAACAGUUGUCCGAAAUUGUAGUGUCUUAUUGAAAGGAUAUUCUAAUGUAGAUUGUAAAGCUGAGAAAAUUACAUGAUAUCGAUGCUAAAAAUUUUAGAAAAGUAUUAUACAUAUAGCCAGCUGUCUUUUGUGUAUUUUGAAGGGUAGCUUUAUAUUUGGAAAUUUUGUAAAAUUAAGCUUGCUAUAGAAGGAUACAGUUUUUAUCAUUUUUGAUCUCAGAUAUAAGCUCAUAUAUAAUGUCAAUAGUAAUAUUAUAUUGUAGCAUUUCCUGAGGAUUACACUUUUGUGCUUUUUUAUAAUCAGUCAAGAAUAUUUGGAUUUUUUCCUUCCAAAUAAACAUUGUAUUUAAAAAUUAUACAGAGAGUUUCUCAAUUUUCAAAUGUUUCAAGAUAUUCUACUCAAUUUUCAACUGAAAUAUUUCAUUUAAAAAUGUUACUAGAAGUUUCAAUUAUUGUCAAGUGUUUUAAGAUAAUCUGUCCAAAUUAUUAUAACUUCGAACACCUCAUAAAGCUGAAAGAUCGUUAACCGUAUAAAAAUGUAUAGCUAACAUAGAACAAUAUUGAUUUUUUUAACGAAUUGACUUCUACUGAUAUUUCUCUCAAUUUUUCGUUAUCUUCUUCAAAGUGUUACAACUGUUCACCAUAAUUGUUUUCUUCACUUUCAUUUUAAAUUACUUGAUGCUUAUAUCUUCAAUCUACUUAUAUCUUCAAUUUUGUUAAAAAUUGUAACAACAGUUAUCCAUAUUAUUUGUUUUCUUCUCUUUCAUUUUAAAUCACUUGAUGCUUAUCUCUAGUAGACUACGUUUAUAUUCUUCUCUAGAAUCUCUGGAAUGGCAGAAACUUUUUGAAGUUGUCAUUUGAACUUAGAAAGUCUUGUGCAAUUUGCGAUGAUUGUAGAAAAAACUUUGCACUAUUGCCAACUGAAAGCUAUCACUAGAUAGUCAUCGGUUGCCAAACUAAGUGCUUUAAUUAGCUUUCACUAAUUGCACCGGGGUAAUUGAUAUUUUCGGCAGAUGAUGUCAAUUAUCGUCGCCAUUUUGAAAUUUAUUAUGAUUUGUAAUAAUUGUAGCAGUUUUGAGACUCAUAAAGAUGUUAAAUGCCUUCAUCUUGAAAAUCUGAAAUGUUGUACUAUUUUAUUUCUCAAUGUUAAUCUGUUAGAAAUAGAUCCUUCUGACAGAAAAGCUGAAAUUUGAAAGAAAUUUUGACAGAAAUCUGAAAUUUGGUAUUAUCAUUAUUAUAUCAUUUAUCAUUAUCCUGUUAUUCUCAUUUUGACAGAAAUCUGAAAUUUGGUAUUAUUUUAUCAUUAUUAUCUAUCCUAAGAGAUGCUUGGUUAGCUGAGAAAUAUCUUAGUUUAAAUGCAUUAAUAUAGUUUGAUGACAGGCCUAUAUUAAUUGAUCAUUUAUGGUGUCAAUUAUACUAUUUUGUUAGUUGAAAUAGCCUUUAUUCAAAUGACUUUGAUAUUAUCUAUUUGCUUUAUAUUAAGCACAUUUUUGUUACUCAAAAGUUUGAAAGUAUUCAAACUAAUUAAACCCCGUUUAGAAAUUACUAAAAGAUUAAUCAUGCUUUCAAAAACAUUAAUGUAUUGAUGAUGAAUCAUUUAUAUAAUUGGUGACAUUCAUUAUUAUUCUUUUUUGCAUUUCAAAUUCUUAUUAAUGUAUGACUUUCACGAUUACUGUAUCAUAUUUGUAAUGAAAUUCAACUUUACAAUAAUUGUAUACUAUUUCUUGUCAAGUAUAUUUCAUCUAAAAUUCUCUGUAUUAUUUUAUCUUUACUGUUCUCUUUUACUACUUGAUUUUUUCAUUGAGUUAUCGUUUAAUCAAAAUUCAUUCAGUAACUAACCGUCCAACAAAUUAUUUUAGUAAAGGCCUAAUUUAACUAUUAUUGAUCGUAAUAAAUUAUUAAUUAUUAUUUUCAAAUUAUAUAAACGAGCAUCUAAAAAUUUCAGUUGGUUGAUAUUCAUCUAUAAUUGAUUACACUUAUAAUAAUUAUAAUACAACUAUGAUAAUAAUUAUAGUUAUAUAUUGUUUUGAGUUUAGAGCCUAAGUUCUGGAGAAUAGCUCGUAUAACCAAAGACUUUAUAAUUAUGUAAAUGACUGAAACAUAAUUUGAACUGUUGACAUGAAUAUAUUUGUGUAUCUAUGCGCGCCAUAUUUAAUGUUUUCAUGUAAACUAUUUUGUUAACUCAGAUAGUGUAUAAUAAAAUAUAAUUAUAAUAUGAUUA